Molecule: messenger RNA, 1402 nt
Organism: Gigantopelta aegis
Lineage: Eukaryota; Metazoa; Mollusca; Gastropoda; Neomphalida; Peltospiridae
Exons: 7
Coding region: 69-1265 (398 amino acids)
Source: RefSeq, a predicted model, not a curated record
UAUUAAUAUAAUUAAGCACAUUAAAACGUGUAGUGUUAUUAAUUGUGUGUACCGUUGUGGGUCGAGCCAUGUUCACAACUCUCCUCUUUCUUGGUCUUGUGGCUCCAUGUCUAGGAGCCGUCGGGACAGCAACAUGCGGAGGGGGCACGGCCUAUGUAGGCGUGCCCUUCACAGUGACGUGCAGUAUAGCAGGCGCCAUAGUUGACGGGGGCAUUGUGUGGUAUCGACCGAACGGCGAGCCUGUGGUCACGUGUGACGCUGCUGGCUCGUGUUCCUCUGACAUCGCUGGAUACAGCGUGACGACAUCGACUUCGUCACAGCAGACUCUUGUCAUCAACUCCCCAUCUGCAGCAAAUGACGUCGGCGACUUUGGUUGUGAAGAUGGGAUCGAGAGCUUCACACCUUGCACUUUGGCAGUUGUCCCUGCUAUGAGUAGUACCCUUAUGCAGAAUGACCUACAGUCGAUGAUGUCACAGACAUUUACAGCCAGUUCGUCCUUGACCCUGGUUGUGGCGACAUCAUGUACCACUCCGGCGGGAGUAUGCACGUGGAGCUAUCAAAACACAGAACUGGUCAGUGAGACAGGCACGUUCGAUGGAAGUUUCGCUGUGACCACCAGUCCGAGCUUACACAGCGGCCAGCAGUGUUCUGGGGGUAGCGUGCACACCGUCUGCACCCUAACAAUCUCUUCCACUCCCAGCUUCCUCGCUAACCGGAAGGUGACGUUGUCACUGAACAUUGCGCAUGCCUCACUGGUAUCCCCCAUCAUCGUCACCAGUUCUAAUGUACUUACCUUCGCAGCUGCUAUGAGUAGUACCCUUGUGCAGAAUGACCUACAGUCGAUGAUGUCACAGACAUUUACAGCCAGUUCGUCCUUGACCCUGGUUGUGGCGACAUCAUGUACCACUCCGGUGGGAGUAUGCACGUGGAGCUAUCAAAACACAGAACUGGUCAGUGAGACAGGCACGUUCGAUGGAAGUUUCGCUGUGACCACCAGUCCGAGCUUACACAGCGGCCAGCAGUGUUCUGGGGGUAGCGUGCACACCGUCUGCACCCUAACAAUCUCCUCCACUCCCGGCUUCCUCGCUAACCGGAAGGUGACGUUGUCACUGAGCAUUGCGCAUCCCUCACUGGUAUCCCCCAUCACCGUCACCAGUUCUAGUAUACUUACCUUCGCAGAUAGUUCUUCCGGGCACUGCUGGCAUUCGUCAGUCUCCUUGAUGGUCAUUGGCUGUUCUAUUUAUUUGUUGUCCUGUUGGCUAUAAAUAGUACUGUCGUCACUGUUUAAAAGAAGUCUUCAUUUGAAGUGUUGUGCCUGACUGUACUUUUAACUUUGAUAUGUUUUAUAUUAUUAUGUACUCAGCAUAAUAAAACAAAAAGGUGAUUUUGUCGUAUCUUUAAA